GUUGGCAAAACUGACGACUACAGCUGAUCGAGAUCGAGGGGGGUUCUACGAUUGGUAAACGCAAUGCAAGGGCAUGAGAAGGCGAAGAGAUUUUUUCACCAUUUGUACGUAUGUAGUGUGAGAUAGAAAGGUGAAACUUCGGAUGCUCGUCACCGGGGCAGAAGAAGGGCUGUAUCGUAUUUCGGAGAUAGCUGUCGAUUUCGGGGCUGAGGGUGAUAGCUGGUGGACAGAAUGGCGGGACUCGAGGGGUACGAUAGACAUUACGGAACUCGUCCGAUCGAGCCGUGGGAGGUCGGUGCUGCGUUCCCGAGCAAAUACCACGGCCGAGAGGUUAUACGUCCCCUAGAUGUCCCCGUGGUUCACCCCCUCGCAGAAGACAGUCCACCCCCAGAAGACGAUCUGACCGUAAAAAGAUACGUCGGAUUAGGCUGCGGUCUUGCAAGUCUGAUUACGGAAAAUCUACUGAUACACCCCUUCAUUGUACUUCGAAGACAGUGCCAAGUGAACCCUAGCGCCGUCAAGUAUCAUUUAGUUCCGAUAACUUUAGUGCCCAUCAUCAUACGGCUACAUCAAACCCAGGGCUUGAACACUCUCUGGAAAGGAAUUGGCUCCACACUUCUCGUCAGGGGUUUGACUCUCGCUGUCGAAGACCUCGUGUCGAAAAUCACACCCUGGCCCAAGGAGAUUACUUGCAACAGUUCGUUGAGGUCUUUUGGACAGCAUUUGCUUCUUAAGUGCGUGUCGAUUGGGAUAGUAACACCAUUCUACUCUGCUUCAUUAGUAGAAACAGUUCAGUCAGAAAUUGCUUCUGAACGUCCAGGGAUCUUGGAUGUAUUCAGAGAUGGAGCCAUCAGGCUACUUGAAGUAGGAAAUAAAGGGAGAUUGAUUCCAAUUUAUGCUCUGUUACCGCCAACGAUUGCCUAUGGAGUGACAAAGUACCUUUUCACUCUAAUUGUAAGAGGAGUUACCAGCCGAAUAAUGCACGUUAGACACAAGCAUUCUCAACAACUGAGGGGAGCUUAUAGCAGAGAUUUGGUCUCUGAAUCAGUGGUUCAAGACAUAGAACUGCACUCUAUACUCGUAUCCAUGUGUGCAGCUGACAUCAUUUUUUAUCCCUUGGAGACGGUGAUUCACCGGUUACACUUGCAGGGCACAAGAACUAUAAUAGAUAAUCUUGACACGGGACGAAGCGUUACGCCGUUACUGACAGGAUACAGUGGGGCUAUCGACUGUUAUCGAACGAUUAUAUCUACAGAGGGUCCUUUCGGAUUGUACAAAGGGUUCGGUUCACUGAUACUGCAAUUCGCAGCUCAUGUAUUAGUUAUACGAGCAACUAAAUGGAUACUUACCGAAUUGACUGGGGUAAUGAGGCCAAAAGCAAAAACCAUAAAACCACCACCGCUCAAUUACUACAACGAUAUUUGAGCCGGAUAUUUUUCUUUGAUUUUUAACAAGUUUAUAGUAAUAUAACUUUGUAUGAAAUAUUUUACUAUUAACAAUUUUUCUCCGAUUGUUAUUUAUUUUUUUUUUUUUCUUGUAAACAUUAAAAUUGUUAGCAAGAAUCAUAUUACGUUUGUGAUCUCUCAUAAGUUUUCGGUCGAAUUAAUUAUCGACGAUUACUAACGACUAUACCACUUACUAACAAGUGCGUUAGUUCCUUCAAGUCAAGCGAUAAUGACGUGAACGUACUAUGUGCGUGUAGUUACAUUGACAUGCGAGUGUAGCCCGUGGUUAUCAGUUAUUCAUGAAUCCUAUUUAUUAAAAAACCCUAAGACAUAUAAUUGUAUAAAAUGAUCGAUUUGAUAAACAAAUUUCAAUUUCUCAUCGAAUAUACAACAUUUAUUUUGAAAUUUAAUCAGAGCUUCGUUUUUUUUAUCACUGGGUAAUCGGCUGGUAGGAUAUAAUUCUUUCGCCGUUUUCUGUAGGACGUUUGCCCAAGAAACACCAAUCCAAAUAUUGAACUAACUCAAAUGUAUUUUAAUGUUUGUAGUGGACACACAAGUAAAUUAUACUGGCAACUUUUUCACUGACAUAUCUAUUAAAAUACUCUCUUCUCCGACGUUAAUAGAUUAUGAAGGUUCUUUGAGAUAAGAAAAUGUUUAUGCUAGUAAUAUAUCCAAACCGCCGAAAUAUUCUGUUAAUAGUUAAAUCGUUCAUGAAUCGAUAGAGUUGCUGGUUGUAGGGACUUGAAAAUUUUAGAACUGUUCUGUAAAUAUUUCGAAAUAACGUGGAUAGAAUUUUACUUUAGCUAGUUCGUGAUUUACGUGUAGAGCAACAAUUAGUCGUGGUGAUUAUAAGGUAGAAAGUGCAUACGCGGAAUAAUUGUAGCAUAAUUUAAAAUCUAUCGCAAAAAAAUAAAACGUUGAUGAUAAAUACUUA
This is a messenger RNA of Neodiprion virginianus, 2379 nucleotides long. RefSeq names its product solute carrier family 25 member 46-like. The record is from RefSeq and is a predicted model, not a curated record. Lineage: Eukaryota; Metazoa; Arthropoda; Insecta; Hymenoptera; Diprionidae. Gene Ontology annotation, cellular component: mitochondrial outer membrane. The coding region runs from base 232 to 1425 and encodes 397 amino acids. The transcript has 5 exons. Gene Ontology annotation, biological process: mitochondrial fission; mitochondrial membrane fission.